AGUUUUAAAUUUAUAAUCGUAUACAAACCAAACACAAACUUGAUACAAACCAUAUACACACUUAAUAUCGAAACAAACAAGAGAAACUUUUAGAUACUAUAAAAUUGUAUUUAUAGAUAAUUCAUUAAGUGACAUAAAUAUAAUAUAGUACCUAGUAGAAAUGGUAUCUAAAAAUUUUCACAAAGGCAAAUAUUUUAUAUCGUUUAAAAGAGGAUUCGAUGAAAGUAAGAAAGAUAUAACAAUAACUGUGGAUAAAGUGUUCCAAAACGACAGUUUACGUAUAACUUUAAGUGACGAAGACGAUCCCACAUUUUUAUGUAAAAUUAACGUGACACGUUGCGACUACGAAGAUUUGAAGAAACAACAGGGACUUCUUAUUGAUUUUGAUAACUUUCCUUCACAAGUUGUUCGAUUAUUACAGCAGUGUGCUACAAAUAAUAUGUUUCUGAUUAUACAACAAAAAACACCAAUUGAGUACAAUUUUGAAGUAGUCGAGCACAAUGAAUUUCGAAGAUUAAUUCAUUUAUCUCUUAAGACAGGACCAGCAAGUGACAAUGAAGUUAAACAGCAUAUGGCAGAAACUAUAAAAGAAUUAAAGAAUUCGUUAUCAGCUUUAAAAAGUUUAACAUCAACUAAUGAAACAAUAUGGAAUGAACAACAAUUAAAGAUGGAAGCAAGUAUUCGUGAAUUAACUGUUACUGUUGCUAAAAUGGAAGAAGAUAAAUUAAGACAUGAAAAAGAGUUUCAAGAAGCAAUGAAACAGGAAAAAGAUCGUAUGGCUCAGGAAAAAAAGCAGUGGCAAACAAAUACUGAAAGUCAUACAAACAAACUGCUUAAUACAGCUCAAGAAAAUAUUAACAAGAAAGAAAAAAAAAUUGAUGAACUGAACUAUCUAAAUAACCAAUUGCACGAAAAGAUUAAACAACUCGAAAAUCAAAUAAGUGAAAAAAUUCAAAGAUCAACAUUAUUAGAAAAUGAAGUACAAAAAACUCAUAUUGAAGUUGCAACACUUAAAGCAAGAAAUUCAGGUUUGGAAAGAGAGAUUAUAGAAAAAGAAAAACAAAUAAAUCAGCUCCAAUCAAAAUCGUCAUAUUUAGAAAAGGUAGUCAAAGACAAUUCUGAUGCUAUAAAAGAAUUGAAUGAAAAUAUUCAAACACUAAAAAUGGAAAAGAGCAGCUUGGAAAGAAGAUUAACUAUUAGUGAAUCACUGGCUAAUAAAAAUAAUGAAGCAGCCCAGUCCACAACUGAACAAUUAUUAAAAGCCAAUCAGAUAAUAUCAAAGCAAAACAAUGAUAUUAUUGAAAUGAAAGAUAAGCUUUUAUGUAGAACUGCUAUAGCACUAGAACAAGAAAAAGUCAUUGAGAGCAAUAUAAAAGAUAUACAAGAUCUAAAAUCUCAACUGGAGUUAACAAAAGAAAAUGUUGACAAACUUCAAAAAGAACUUGAGACUCUUAAGGAAAAGUGUGACAACAAUGAAAAAGCCCUUAAAGAUCGUGAUGAAACAAUAAAGAAUAAUAAUAUGGUGAUCCAGUGGCUUCACAAAAAAAUAGAAGAAAAUACGGCGACAGAUAACAUACAAAAUAAAGGGAUAACACCUCUUCAAAGUAGCAGCUCAACGCCUUAUUGUCGAACAAAAAAUAACAAAAAUUUAUCUCAAAAUACAGAUGAGUCCAUCAAUUUCUAUGCAACAUCUAAACUGUCGAGUUUUGAUGACAGUUCUCCACUUUCUCCUCAAAGUAGAAAAGGCAUAGAUCCAAAAUAUUUAGAACCUGCAACAGAUGAAAACAAAGUACUAUGUAAAGAUAUUUCAAAGCCUGGGUCAACAAGUUCUCUCAAUAAAAAGGGAAAGGAAAACAAAUGCAUGGAAUUGCCAAAAGUAGAUUACAGGGAAAAGAAGUCUUCCAGGGCGACUACGUAUCGAGCUACACCAAUAACUUUCGGGAGUGAUUUACAAAAGGCAGAUGCGUCUUUACCUAUAGUGCAGGGUGUGCGGCGCACACUGUCGCCGGGUCUAAGGGGGCGCCGGUUCAAGUGUCUGGUAGACCAGGAACUGUUCAACGCCAAUAGCGAUAAUAAUUAUAACAUCGUUACAGACGGCAGCAAGAUUGAGAGCAAGAUGUCUGAUGGCGAUAGAAGAAAGAAACUUUCUGGUGCACAAAGCCGAAAAAGAAAGCUGAAGAAGGGAGAAUCUCUGAAAAAGAAUACAAGUUCUAUUGAAAGGUUUAUUGUUCGACCCGGUCCAUUUUCCGACGAACACCUGGAGAUACAGACAUAUGAAAACCAAGAUAAUUCUACAGCAGAACUCAUCUCGUCAACGCCACUGCCGCUGCUGCCUUCCAUCGUUUUUAUUAAAAUGUGGAAUGAUCAAUCUAUCGCUGGCGGUGGAUUUUUAAAUUCACCAAAUCAAUUUGGAAAUGUUACUACACCAAAUCAGAAAGCGGGUAGAAGAGCUUCAAGAACUGCUCCAAUUGUAGUAAAACAAGCCUUACAUUGUGGAGAUGAUGGUGUUAAGAUUUGGGGAACAGAUAUACAGAUUGUGUCUAUAGUUGCUCGCGUGAGGAAUAUCAAGGUCCAAAGCACUAAAAUAACGUACACAAUACAAGAUAUCACAGGAAGGAUGAGGGCUGUUUUGUGGUUAGACCAGGAGUCCAUGGAUGAAGAUUCUGAUCAAUCUUCACCAAAAAUUGAAGUUAAUGAUUAUAUACAAGUUUUUGGAAAUGUAAAAACUAAUCAAGGAAAAAAAGUUGUUAUGGCUUUCAAAAUAAUGCCUAUAACUGAUGUCAAUGCUAUUACAUUCCAUUAUUUGCAAUGCAUCAACAAUAAGUUAAAGAUGGAAGCAGAUUCUAAGAAGGAGAAAACCAAUGGAAGUUCUUCAUUUACAAGUGCAUUGCCAGCAAAUUCUAUGGUUAACAUGGAUAAUGCUUCAAUAAAUGGAUUAAAUGCUAGACAAAUGAUGGUCUACAAUAACAUAAGAGCUUCUACACUCGAACAAGGCAUUAACAAACAGGACAUUUAUGCUAGCUUAAAAGAUCGGAUGUCCAAUGUUGAAUUUGAAAAAAUCUUGCAAUGGAUGUGGAACGAAGGACAUAUAUAUUCAACAAUUGAUGAAGAACAUUUUCGUGUUACUGAUGCUUCCUAAUCAAUACACGAUCCAACUUGUUACUAUAAGAAAUAAAAUUUUGUAAAAAAAAAAAAUAAAAGUCUGUCAACAUUG
Melitaea cinxia (Glanville fritillary) is the source of this 3214-nucleotide messenger RNA. RefSeq lists its product as uncharacterized. Gene Ontology annotation, cellular component: centriole. Gene Ontology annotation, molecular function: nucleic acid binding. The record is from RefSeq and is a predicted model, not a curated record. The transcript has 20 exons. Gene Ontology annotation, biological process: centriole replication. The coding region runs from base 161 to 3139 and encodes 992 amino acids. NCBI's taxonomy places the organism in Eukaryota, Metazoa, Arthropoda, Insecta, Lepidoptera, Nymphalidae.